AUGACGUAUCAGUUCUACCGCAAAACCACUCUCGGAAAUUGUCUUCAAGACGCUCUCGAUGAGUUGUACCAACAGAAACUGAUCACGCCUGGAAUUGUAACUGAAGUUCUGAAUCAGUACGACCGUGCAAUUGGUAAAGUUUUGGCCCAUAACGUACGAACUAAACUGAACGUGAAAGGCGAUUUGCAAACUUAUAGAUUUUGCGAUAACGUGUGGACUUUUAUUCUCAACAACGCCGAGUUCACGGAUUCGGCCGAUGUUCACGUGACUGUUAGCAAGGUAAAAGUGGUAGCUUGUGAUGCAAAAGCGACCACAGGUCAAAGCGGUUCAAAUGGCUAA
Symsagittifera roscoffensis is the source of this 339-nucleotide messenger RNA. Its product is annotated as transcription initiation factor IIA subunit 2-like. The record is from RefSeq and is a predicted model, not a curated record. Gene Ontology annotation, biological process: RNA polymerase II preinitiation complex assembly; transcription initiation at RNA polymerase II promoter. Gene Ontology annotation, molecular function: RNA polymerase II general transcription initiation factor activity; TBP-class protein binding. Gene Ontology annotation, cellular component: transcription factor TFIIA complex. The transcript has a single exon. Lineage: Eukaryota; Metazoa; Xenacoelomorpha; Acoela; Convolutidae. The coding region runs from base 1 to 339 and encodes 112 amino acids.